GUGGCUGAAGCUCGGCUCAUGGGCCCAGGUAGCUCCAGGCGAAGUUGCGAAUGGACUGAGUAAGCUCCAAUCAUGAAUUCAUGAUUUAAUGGGGGAUUGAUCAACUUCUGAAGAGUGAAGACCAGUACAACAGAAUUGAGAUUUUGGAGUGGAAGCGUGAAAACAAAGGUGAUACAGCUAUUGUUAUGUAUAUGGUUAACGACACACCCGGCGCAAAGUAACGACAUAGGUAGUGGAUUUUGACGUUGUAGUUCUGUCUUUGGCUGACAAAACUUUCCUCUUUGGGGUCAUCCACUUCUUCUCGCUCUCUCUGUUUCUUCUGUUUCUCGUUAUUAGACCUCCCAGUUGCCGAAAUGGCGAUGACGAUCGAAGGCUUGCUGGUCUUGCUUUAUUGUUUUCGUCCAGCAUUCUACUGCAAAUCCUGGCUUGUGCGAUUUACAGCAACUGGUGGCCAUUGUUAACAGCUCUUAUGUAUGUUCUGGUACCUAUGCCCUGUUUAUUCUUCGGCGGUGGCUCCACUCAUUUCUUAACUAGUCGGGAUGGUGGGGGCUGGUUGGAUGCUGCCAAAUUCCUGACCGGGGCAUCUGCUGUUGGGAGUAUCGCAAUUCCUGCUAUCCUUCGGCAUGCUAAUCUUAUAGAGACUGGGGCAAUGUUCAUCGAGUUCAUAUCAUUCUUCAUUCUUGUCUGCACUGUCAUGUGUUUUCAUUAUGCUAACCUUGAAGAUGAUUGGUGAUACAACUUGCCAUCAAGAAGUACAGCCGAAUCUCUUUGCCAUUAAUCAGUGGGCACAGUUGUAAAUGAUAUGAAAUUUGGCACUAUCAUGGAUUGGGUGGGGGAAGGGGAAAUGAUCAAAAAAGAAAAAAAAAAAGGGAAAAGAAUUCCCACUAUGUGAAGUUAGUAUUUGGUUACUAACAAAUGCUUCUGUGGUCCAAGGUAUGUAAUUGCAGAUGCCUAGGGUUAAAGUUGACAGAUUAUAACAAUUAUCCUACCUUUUACACUAUUCUGUGAUGUUAUAUAUGGAGUUUGUUUUUGAUUCUUUAA
Messenger RNA from Nelumbo nucifera (sacred lotus), 1041 nucleotides. RefSeq names its product Vacuolar protein sorting 55 (VPS55) family protein. The record is from RefSeq and is a predicted model, not a curated record. Lineage: Eukaryota; Viridiplantae; Streptophyta; Magnoliopsida; Proteales; Nelumbonaceae. Gene Ontology annotation, biological process: late endosome to vacuole transport via multivesicular body sorting pathway. Gene Ontology annotation, cellular component: endosome.